UUCAGUUGGGGUGGCUGGAUCUAAAAAUAAUGGGCGUGUCACUCUUAAAUUUAGGACUCCUCACUUUUUUCACUAAGAGCAAUUCACAAAGUAUUUUAGGCCUAAAAGUAGCACCUAAGUCUAGGAGAGCUUAAAAGUCCUCAAGAGGACUCCUAACUCAGUAAGACCUAUUCACAAAGAAUCGUAAAAUGCCUGCGAGACGAAAUGUUAGGGUAUUCAACUUGUUGUGGAGUUAAUGGCGAUGCAAUAACAUCCCAGACUAACAGGAAUAAUCCGAUUAGUCCCGAAAUAAAAUGUUUGGCCACACUACGUUAUUUAGCAACAGGGGAAAUGCAACUUUGCAAUGCCGACGAUUUAAAAUUAUCGCAACCAUCAGUCAGCCGUGCCAUAAACUUUCCUUUGGACAUUCAACAAUUACACAGGAUCAAAGCCAACUUCAUGGCAAUUGCAGGUAUGCCCGGUGUGGUCGGUGCUAUUGACGGGACGCACAUAAAAAUAAUUGCGCCAUCAAAAGACGAGGACGUGUUCGUCAAUAGGAAGAAAAUGCAUUCCAUCAACACGCAGGUUGUUUUUGAUGCAAAUGUUAACAUAGCCUACUGGAUGUUGUUGCAAAGUGGCCUGGAUCUUCAGCUACCCAUGAUUCGCGCAUUUUAAUGGUGAGCGGUCUGAGGCAGCUUUUUGAGAUGUACCAGUUGGGUGUCACUUGCUGGGUGACAUGUGACUAUCCAUGCAAGACGUGGCUCUAGACACCCUCUGUCAUGUCACGCAAAGUUUGUUAAUUCUGUUGAGCCAAGUUAAAAUCACUCAUGUCUUGUCAUUCACUUUCUGUUUUAUUUUGUAGUUCCCUUUUCCCUCUCGUUUCAGGCACUUGACUUUCUCAACUGUGAUUGCCUCCCCGGUCUCUGAUUCGUCUCACCUGUGUUCCCCUCCCUCAUGUAUAAAUAGCCCUUGUUUUCCUUUGUCUAAUGUCAGUUCGUCUUGCGUCCCCAGCGUAUUGUCAAGCCUCAGGAUUUGUUAGUUUUUGACACUUGCAGAUACUACUGUAUUUAACUGUGUUUUGUAUACUCCUAAGCGAGCACCUUUUGGUUAUAGUUUUGUGUCCUCCAUGAGAGCGUUUUUUGUUACCUUUUUCUAGUAAAGCGUUUUUGGUUUAAACAUACUGCCGUCUUCUGAGUUUUGCUUCUGAGUCCUUGUCCCUGAGUCAAGUCGUGACACCCUACCUCAAUCCACAACCGAGAGCACAGUUAAAGUAUAACAUAGCACACAAACAUACACGAAAUGUUGUGGAGAGAGGAAUUGGGCAGAUGAAACGUCGGUUUCAUGUCCUCCAUGGCGAAAUACGCCUCACCCCAGAGAGGGCAAGCACAGUAAUCACUGUAUGUGCCAUUCUACACAACCUCUGCAAGCGGAGGAACAUUCCACAGCCAGACGAUGAUGAUGAUGGCGAUCAACAUGACAAGGAAUUUGGCCGUGUGGAACCGAGUGGACAGGCAUUUAGGGAUCACUUUGAAAAACACAUUUUAGGUAAACACCUUGGCACCAAUCAGUCAACACUUGGGUAGUUCAUAACAAUUAUUUUCUUUAAAAUUGUACCUAUUUUUAUUGUUUGCUUUCUCUCUCUCUUGAACGUGCAGGCUACAACGUCAUUAUCGUGGUCUGCACAAAAUUGUCAUCAUGUGUGUAUUCUGCUAACUGCACUAACUACUUAAUAGGAAUUCAUUUCUAGCCUAGGCUAGUUCCUUGUUUUUCGGUGAUUCAGUGGCCUCGUCUGAACAACCAAUCACUGACCGCUUCUAAACUCGUGCACGAGAAUUGACGUAAUCCAUAGCAACGGCGCGUCACUCUUAGUUCACUCUUUGUGAUUUAUCCUUAGUAAGAGUGGGUCUCAGCGGCUUUGUGAAUAACUUUUAAGAAAAAACUCCUACGUAAGAUGUUUUAGCGCGAGUUAGGAGCACUCUUAGCGGUAAGAUAAAAUGCUUUGUGAAUACGGCCCCUGAUCUUUAAUUCAUUAUAACAAAUAUACAUUUGUUAUCUAGUUUAGUUAAGCAAUUACGUAUUGAACUAAUAUCUCAUGACUUUUACAGAUGACAAAACCGAAGACUAUUGGAGAAUGUCCCAUUUGCAGGAAAGUAUUAUCUUUUGUGGCAAAGCAUCUCAUCUCCUUUGCGUGGAGAAACACCUGAGGACUCAUUCAGAGCUUCCCAAGGUAAACGUGGAUCGGGAGAUCAAGGCCCUCAAGCGCACUACAGCCAUUAACCAGCUGGCGGCCUUGAGGGCCACUGAUCCCCAUCCACCCAUGGUCAGCACACUCGACCAGCCAGUGGACCAGGCGCAGCAGUCUGACCCGGAGGCGGGAGUAAGCAUGUGCAAGAAGCGCACUUGUGUCAAUGCCCGCCUCCGGGUCCGUGAGCUCGAAAGGGAGCUGGCAGACCUCCGUACUUUUUUUCCCUGAGCAGAGGUUGGUCCAGCUCCAGGCCAAGCGCCGGCCUCGACAGGCAGCCCCAAUACCGGCCCCGGAGGAGGAGGAGGAGGAGCCUUUGUCCCUGGAGGAGGAGGAGCCUUCGACCCCGGAGGAGGAAGCCCCGGCCACAGCCACGGAGGAGGAGGAAGCCCCGGCCCCGGGCACAGCCAAUGAGGAUGAGGAAGCUCCGGCCCCGGCCGGAGCCACAGCCACGGAGGAGGAGGAUGCCCCGGCCCCGGCCACAGCCACAGCCACGGCCACGGAGGAGGACGAAGCCCCGGCCACGGCCACGGAGGAGGAGGAAGCCCCGGCCACGGAGGAGGACGAAGCCACAGCCACGGCCACGGAGGAGGAGCAGGAGAAGCAACAAACCCUGAAAGCGGUCAAGCGCAAACUACCAUUUGGCACUCUUGGGAAAAAAAGCAAGCUUCAAAAAAAAUCUGCUGCUGCUAAGGAGGAGGAGGAGGAAGAGAAGGAUGGAGGAGGAGGAGGCACCAGGGAUGUGUCGGCCUCACGGGUGUUCAUGUCCCUCCUCAAAGGGAAGAGCAGGGGCUCAACCUUGAGGAACAUAAAGUUUGGGACCUCCAUGGCUACCCUGCUGAGAGCGGCUGGCCUGGCCCCGACCACACUCGUUUUGUAUGUGGGCCAGGCCAUCUCCUUCAUGGAGUACUUCCGCGAUACCCCGGCUAAAUAUUCCCGGGUGACCAACGGCCAGCUGGUCAUGGUCACCCGGGAGUUGAGAAAACUGAUGAAAGACCUCAACAGGAACGUCCUUGGCCACCAGUCCCUGGUGAAACAGGGCAAACAGUUGAGACUGGUGGCCAAGGAGGACCUGGCCAAGUGCCAGCUCCUGGCCAAGGAAAAAGCGGAGCGUGUGUGA
Molecule: messenger RNA, 3341 nt
Organism: Gadus chalcogrammus (walleye pollock)
Lineage: Eukaryota; Metazoa; Chordata; Actinopteri; Gadiformes; Gadidae
Product: translation initiation factor IF-2-like
Exons: 8
Coding region: 2388-3341 (317 amino acids)
Source: RefSeq, a predicted model, not a curated record